UUUAUAUUGGCCAUUCACAGCCACGGUGCUUCAUUUCCUGUCAAACCCUAGAGCCAAAUACUCUUCUCCUGCGAGGCAAGUCACAGAAACAGGAUGGAUUCAGACUCAGAGGAAUCAGGCUACGAUGCACCGGUGCAUUACAUGACCGGGUUCGCGGUGGUGGAGCCGAGAAACGAAUCCCCGAAGCAAUUGGGAGUCAGCGCAGGGCGUUCGGCGAGCAGCUAUGAGUGGACCUCGAGGGCCGGGCAUCAGGACAAGCAGUCCGGGGACUACGCGCGCGCGACGACCAAGCAGACUUUCUCCAGCGGGGACACGAUCAAGGAGAGGUCCACGGGGAGGGUCGGGUACAAGGAUGAGUUCAAGGAGACGUCCACCGUCAGGGUCGGGAACAAGAGUGGCUACUCCGAGUAUCAGGUCCAGGAGAGGCUCCGGACUGUCACGUACGGCGAGGGCAGCAGCGGGCGCAACGUCAAUGGUCAUAACAACAGCCUGACCCAAAAGAAGUACUGAGUAUUCACCAUGUGAGUACGAUGGAUCUAGUGCCGCUCUAGGAGUUUCUCGUGACAUUUUCAUUGAAUAAUCGGAUACCGUCUUCGUUCAUUUUGUAAGUCGUUGGAUUGGCUGGUUCAUUUGGGAUUUCGAGACAGAUUGUAUGUGAACUUGUGGUCUUUGUU
This is a messenger RNA of Syzygium oleosum, 674 nucleotides long. RefSeq lists its product as uncharacterized. The record is from RefSeq and is a predicted model, not a curated record. The transcript has 2 exons. NCBI's taxonomy places the organism in Eukaryota, Viridiplantae, Streptophyta, Magnoliopsida, Myrtales, Myrtaceae. The coding region runs from base 94 to 510 and encodes 138 amino acids.